This is a messenger RNA of Lactuca virosa, 1246 nucleotides long. The record is from the annotation of a GenBank genome assembly. Lineage: Eukaryota; Viridiplantae; Streptophyta; Magnoliopsida; Asterales; Asteraceae.
GUAGAGGAGGACCAUCUUUUUCUGUUUUCACGGCGGUAAGAUCGAGAACCCAUAGCCAUUAUACAGAUAUGGUAAGCAUCUUGCAAAGCUGGCCCGAACCUGUUGUGCGAGUUCAAUCAGUCUCAGACAGCGGAAUAAACUCUAUUCCUGAGUGCUACGUUAAACCAAUAUACGAUCGGCCCUACGCCCAUGACCUCCGGUCAACAGAAGCCAACAUUCCUGUUAUUGAUCUCGCUAACAUUGACACCAGUAACCCUACCUUACGCCAAACAACAUUGAAUCUCAUCUCAGACGCUUGCCGCCAGUGGGGUUUCUUCCAGGUCAUCAACCAUGGUGUCAGCCACCAUCUGAUGGCGGCAACAAGGAAUAUCUGGCGGGAGUUCUUCCAUCUACCUUUAGACGUGAAACAGGAGUAUGCCAACUCUCCGGCCACCUACGAGGGCUACGGCAGCCGUCUUGGGGUGGAGAAAGGUGCGAAAUUGGAUUGGAGUGAUUACUUCUUCCUUCACUGCCACCCAACUUCAGUUAGAAAUGAACGUAGGUGGCCAGCUCAGCCAGCAUCUUGCAGGAAAAUGGUGGCCGAGUACAAUGAUGAAGUCGUGAAACUAUGUCGACAAUUGAUGAAAGUUUUCUCUCUGAACCUUGGAUUAGAAGAGGAUUAUCUUCAAAACGCAUUUGGAGGGGAUGAAAUCUCGGCUUCACUGAGAGUUAAUUUUUACCCAAAAUGCCCUCAGCCGGAUUUGACUUUGGGAAUCUCACCACAUUCUGAUCCAGGUGGUAUCAUCAUUUUGCUGCCUGAUGAUCAUGUUUAUGGCCUACAAGUCCGUAAAGAUGAUGCUUGGGUCACAGUUAAGCCAAUCCCUAAUGCUUUCAUUGUAAACCUUGCGGAUCAACUUCAGGUUCUAAGCAAUGCUAAGUACAAGAGUGUAGAGCAUCGUGUGAUUGUUAAUUCAAAUGAAGAGCGAGUCUCAUUAGCCUUCUUCUACAACCCGAGGGGAGAUGUUCCUAUUCAGCCAGCCAAGCAGCUAGUAACAGGCGAUGAACCUGCCUUGUACCAUCCCAUGACUUUUAAUGAGUAUCGUACUUUCAUCAGGUUAAAUGGUCUUCAUGGGAAAUCACAAGUUGAGUCGCUCAAAUGUCAACACUGACAAUCUGCGCGCAUAUGCUUAUUCCAUGUUAAAAAACUUUCAUAUUACUUUUAGUGUGGACUCUUGGAUCACUUCUAUGCCGUAUUAUUUCAACAUGU